This is a messenger RNA of Callithrix jacchus (white-tufted-ear marmoset), 6524 nucleotides long. RefSeq names its product shisa family member 9 (gene SHISA9). The record is from RefSeq and is a predicted model, not a curated record. Gene Ontology annotation, cellular component: postsynaptic density; AMPA glutamate receptor complex; dendritic spine membrane. NCBI's taxonomy places the organism in Eukaryota, Metazoa, Chordata, Mammalia, Primates, Cebidae. Gene Ontology annotation, biological process: regulation of AMPA receptor activity; regulation of short-term neuronal synaptic plasticity.
CCGAUGCGCGGGCUCCAGGUCCCGGAGGGUGGCUGAGGCUGGGUGCCCAGGCCUUGCGCUGCGCCAGAUCCGAGAGCGCAGAGGCGGCGCCGCGGUGUGCCCUCCUGUGGAGCGCAGAGAACGCUGCGGGGGCGAAGAGGGACAGAAAGCGGCAGGUCCGAGGGGCUUGGGGACUUCCAAGGAGAGACCUUGCAGGACACGCCAUAGCCUCGGCCUUGUUUUGCUGUGCCCUCCUACUCCCGACCCCUUCUUCUAUUAGUUCAUUCCAAACCCCUCUCCCCGUGGGUGCUUACCCCCGGCCCAGGGGCUUGCCACCUGUCCUUCCCAGCUCAGCCUGGGUCCUUGCCUCGCCCCAGGGAGUUGAGCCACGCGGGUUGCGCGCAGGGCUGGAGGGCGCAGCCGGGAAGGGCGAGACGGCCCCGCACGCCUGGGAGGGGCGAUCCUGAUCAGACUGCACCCAGUCUGUGUUGGAGUGAAAGCCAUCUAGUCUGUCCCCAUCCUCUCGGAGUCAUCCUUUCCCUCACGGACAGAUUUCGGCCGCCGCUCCUGCACGCGCACCCGUGAAAAAGCCACGAGUUGAGCCGCCUCUGCGCUCUGGACAGGUCUGAGCCGCGCCUCCCAUCCAGAGAGGGCGCGGGAGGUCCCGCCGCGAUUCUCAACCUGCCGGGAAAUCCGAGCGGCUCCUCCAGCCUCCGUGGCUGCCGAGCUCGCUCCUCCCCGCCCGCUCGCCUGGCUCAGCUCUGCACGCCCCCCAGCUAGCUCCCGCUCGAGUCACCUCUCCCCGCGCCCCCGCCCCUCUAGAGCUCGCGCCCGCCCCCCCAACCCGCGCCUCCUCUGCCCGCCCUCCUCCCCCUCCCCCUUCCCUCCUGCCCUCCCUUCAUUCCACAAGUGUCGCUUCGCUCUCACCAGCGCACUUGGCGAGCUGGAGAGGUGAGAGGGAUACUGCGAGCGGGCUCGGGGCGGCCAGUCAGGGGCCGCCCGCCAAGGAUAGGCGCUGCCAGCCCGAUUCUCUCCCGCUCUCCGCCCCCGCCUCCCCCGGUGGCCGGCCGGACCUGCACCUCGCGCUUGCCCCCGCUCAUCCUACCCCGCCCGGCCGGGCGCGCUCCUCCCCGGCCGGCCCCUCAGCGCGCGGCGCGCUGGAGGCGAACGCGGGCUGAGCCGAGCGCAGUGGCCGCCGACCACCGAGCGCCCCGAGCCGCUCCCUGCAUGUGCGGCCCGCGGCGGCUCGCAGCCCCCGGCAGCAGCCUCGGCAGCUUCGGCCGCGCCUCGAGAGGCGGCCGCAGCGGCUCCAGCGGCAGCCGAGCGGCCGAGCCCGGGCUGGGAGACACCAUGCGCCGCGUCCUCCGGCUGCUCCUCGGCUGCUUCCUCACCGAGCUGUGCGCCCGCGUGUGCCGGGCGCAGGAGCGAGUGGGGCACGGGCAGCUGGCGCAACUGGGCGGCGUGUUGCUGCUGGCGGGGGGCAACCGCUCCGGGGCCGCCUCGGGAGAGGCCAGCGAGGGCGCCGAGGCAUCGGACGCGCCCCCGACCCGGGCGCCCACACCUGACUUCUGCCGGGGUUACUUCGAUGUCAUGGGCCAGUGGGACCCGCCAUUCAACUGCAGCUCGGGCGACUUCAUCUUCUGCUGCGGGACUUGUGGCUUCCGGUUCUGCUGCACAUUUAAGAAGCGGCGACUGAACCAAAGCACCUGCACCAACUACGACACGCCGCUCUGGCUCAACACCGGCAAGCCCCCCGCCCGCAAGGACGACCCCUUGCACGACCCCACCAAGGACAAGACCAACCUGAUCGUCUACAUCAUCUGCGGGGUGGUGGCCGUCAUGGUGCUCGUGGGCAUCUUCACCAAGCUGGGGCUGGAGAAAGCGCACCGGCCCCAAAGGGAGCACAUGUCCAGGGCUCUUGCAGAUGUCAUGAGGCCACAGGGCCACUGCAACACUGAUCACAUGGAGAGAGACCUGAACAUUGUUGUCCACGUCCAGCAUUACGAGAACAUGGACACGAGAACCCCCAUAAAUAAUCUUCACACCGCCCAGAUGAACAAUGCAGUGCCCACCUCUCCUCUGCUCCAGCAGAUGGGCCAUCCACAUUCGUACCCGAACCUGGGCCAGAUCUCCAACCCCUACGAACAGCAACCGCCAGGGAAAGAGCUCAACAAGUAUGCCUCCUUAAAGGCAGUCGGAAGUUCUGAUGGUGACUGGGCAGUAUCGACACUUAAGUCACCAAAAGCUGACAAGGUCAAUGAUGACUUCUACACCAAGCGACGGCACCUGGCUGAGCUGGCUGCCAAGGGGAACCUACCUUUGCACCCCGUAAGAGUGGAGGACGAGCCUCGGGCCUUCAGCCCCGAGCACGGUCCUGCCAAGCAGAAUGGACAGAAGUCUCGUACCAACAAGAUGCCCCCACAUCCCCUGGCCUACAACUCCACCACCAACUUUAAGGGCUGGGACCCCAACGAGCAGUCCCUGCGGCGGCAGGCUUACGGCAACAAGGGCAAGCUUGGCACGGCCGAGACAGGCUCCAGUGACCCCUUGGGAACUCGCCCCCAGCACUACCCACCCCCACAGCCAUACUUCAUCACCAACAGCAAAACAGAAGUGACUGUCUGAGCUUUCAACACAGGGAACACCCUGGAGACCACACUCAGCUGAGAGAGGCAAAAAAAAAAAAAAAGAAAAAAAAAAAACCUUGGCCACACCCUCCCCUCCCCAACACAUGCGCCCAUACACUAACUCUCAACAAGAACCAACUAUAAACCUGCUGGGGACACGGAGUCGCAUUUUUCCUAGGUCAUGCCUAGCACGUGUUGGCAGGCAGCUGAGAAAGGCCGAAGCAUGGACAUUCAGCAAUACAGCAAAGGGGAAACUGAGGCACACUCUUUCCACUGCAGCCCCAAGGUGGCCAACUCAACAUGCCCAAACCGCGGGGAUGAUUCUUCUUUUCCUCCUAACUUGAAACUGAAAUCCGUGAUGAAAAAAUAGAGAAGUAGCACAAUUUAGAGAAAUUGUCCAUUUGAGCACAUACACUACUUGCUGCGUGCUGUUUCUAGGUACGAGAGCCAGGGUGGAAGUGGGGGCAGAGAACGAGGGAGGACACAAGAGUGUAUUUCAGAAGAGGAGCUGUUCUGGGAGGAAUCUGCCCACAUUAGAAGCAUUUUUCUAAUUCCAAGAAGUGGUGACGUGGACAUAAAGUUUUGACAAGCAUGAAACGGUCACUGGACCCCAACCGUUCUAUUUAUAGUACUUUUCAUAUCAUCUAUGUUGAAAGCAAAAAAAACAAACCCUCAAACUCAAAAAAAAUAAAUAGACCCUGAACCCACCGACAAUGAUGGGAAGAAAAGAAAAACAUUUUAGAGAACUCCCAUAAAGACCGUGACCAUGGAAAUGGGAGGGAUGGGCUUUUAUGGCAGGGAGAGGGUCUGGAGAGUAUCCGAUAACUUUUUAAAAAGAGAAUUAAAAUGUAAGCCCACCACAAAACAGAUAAAAAUCACAAAUUAGGGUUUUUUUUCCUCCAAAAUCUUGAAGACUUGUUGCUGACAUCAACAACAAUGGACCACAGUUGGAAAAGUCCACAGCAGAUCAGAUGAGGACCUGGAAGACUGAUUUCUGGGGUUUGCCUCCAAGACCUGACACAGCCACAGAAACAAGUCCUCUGCAAACUCUAUGUCCCUGACAUCCCUUUUCCUUCAGCGCAUUGCCGCCGCCGCUGCCAAACUUCAACUGCUUUGGACUGAAAAUGUCAUAAGCGUGGGUGGUGCCUUCAAUGUGUUACUGUUGUUUCAUGACAGUCUUGUUUCCCAGGUGCAACCUGUGUUCUUUUACCUUCCUGCCUCUUGUUUUUCUGCAGUAUUAGGUGUUUCCAUCUUUCCUUGUAGGUGAGCCCACCCCAUAACACCCUCUGAGGGGCUGCUACAAUGUCAGGGGUACCCGAGAACGAAGACCUCCCUCCUCUCCACACUAUCAAAAUGAGUCCUAUUUUCUAGCCCUGCCCCCAAACCUGUCAGACAUUUCUUGGUCCCAUCAUUGCCGUGGUCCCUCCAGUUUACCUUCCCACAAACUUUGGCAUGUUCAUCUCCCAUCCAGAAUGUCCUGAGGUGGUUUUUCUGGUUGGUUCUCAUAACCAAUAGCCUGUGGGGUCCCAACAAAGUCAGUUUUCCUAUAAGUUCUCUUUGUUUUGUGGAAGCCCCAAGAGGUGGAUUGAGAGAGAAGAGAUUUUCAUCUAAGGUGAAAGGUUUUUCAACUAGCCCCUAAAGGUCUUAGGUAGUUAAUGAACCUUCAACAGACCCAUAGCAAUUCUGGUGUCAGAAGUUAUCAGUGGUCUGGUCAAAUAAGACUCAAAUAAGACUCAGUGUUUUCUGGAAUCCUGAACCGCAAGGUUCUACCUCACCUCUCUCUCUACUCUGACAUCGUGAAAUCAGCAAAACCAGAUAUUUAUUCUCCUCCUCACUCCCAGCAGACCUGAGGGCACUGACAGUGCAGCUGAUCCCUCUGGGCCUCAGCCUCCCAUCUGAAACAUGGGGCAUUGCGGUCAGUCAGGCUUUUUGAAACAGCAAAACCUCAGCUUGUUUUUAAAAAUCGGAUUUUUUGGUCAGGCGCAGUAGUUCAUACCUAUAAUCCCAGCACUUUGGGAGGCCGAGAUAGCUGGAUCAUCUGAGGUCUAGAGUUCCAGACCAGCCUGGCCAACAUGGAGAAACCCCGUCUCUAGUGAAAAUACAAAAAUUAGCCAGGCAUGUGGUAGAUGCCUGUAAUCCUAGCUACUCGAGAGGUGGAGGCAGGAGAAUCGCUUAAACCCAGGAGGCGGGGGUUGCAGUGAGCUGAAACUACCACUGCACUCCAACCUGAACAACAGCAUGAGACUCUGUCUCAAAAAAAAAAAAAAAAAAUCAAAGAACGCACGGUAGGAGAUCUCCAUGUCUAAAAAGGCACCAUGAUGUACAAAGCAGGAGUCAGAGAUUUAGUGCCCACCUUCUUAGCCUCCUUGGGGAGACCACAGCGCUUCCCAGAGUCAGGUAGAGACCCCUGGACAUGGUCAGAGUUUCCUUGGCGUUAAUGAGCUGUGUACCUAUAACACGCUUUGAUGUCUCUGUGUAUCACCUUCACAAUAUUUGUAUAUAAAUUAAUUCAUUUGAAUACAUUUUGUUUUUAAAAUGAAAACUUCCUGUCUUGAUCACAAAUUUUUAAAAAAUCAUCAAUUGCUGUAAAUAGAAAGCAAGCACAAGAAUAAGUACCAGGGAAACAAGCAGCAAUUAUUAAAUUCCAGCUGGAGUCUGUUGUCUGUGAGUCUGAACUAAAACCUGAGGUUUGUUCUUUAUUUCUCUGUCUCUGUUUCUCUCUCUCUCUCUCUCAAAAUGAUAUUAGCAGGUAUUAAAUAAUUGUUAAAGAUACCAGCACCCAAUGAAGACUUUCUCCUUGUAGUAAUAAGAUGGACCGGAAGGUAAAUGAAAGGGGAGUCAUUUCCUAUGCAAGUCAGCGUUCAACAGUGUUGUAUCCGUGCACUGCCUAUGGUCACUGUGCAUACACUAGGGGUGCCCACACUUCAGAGAAUCCUGGAUUGACUUAACUAUGAGGUUGUUUCCAGCUCAAAGUUUCGGUUAUUCUUAUCUCCCUUUUAACUCAUCUUUGCUCUUUGGCCCCAGUCUACUUCAUUUCACCCUCAUCUCAACUCUGACUAAGAGUCUUUCUUUGCCUCUGAAUUGAUAGUAUUUUAUUCCUUCUGCUUGCUCCUUCUCCUUUGAAUAAACUCCAUCAAUUGAACUGGGCUCCUUGGGGUCUGCAGUUGUAAUUUGGGCAGGAGAGGUGCAGCCUGGUCAUUAAAAUGUAGCCACAGUGCCAGUACUGGGAAGGACCAGUACUUCCCAAGUAGUCCUGCCUAGGAUGGAAAGCUUAGGAAGUGCUUCCUAGUUUAUUAUCUUCCAGUUGGCUUUGGGAGAUGAACUGAAGAAGGAAGUUUGGCUAGGAAAGGCCUUUUUGUUCUUUGGCUACCUCUUGGGAGGAUAGACAGACCUCACAGUACUGAAAGACGGGACAACCUAUGGAACUAUCUGUGACUUCCAUGUACCAAGACAAGGACCCUAUGGCUAGGGUAGUGAGACCUAGAAGAGAAACCAGAACAAAGCAGACAGGCUGUCCUCUUCCUAAUUUCAUGCCCUCACACCAGCCCCUAUUUUUUGCCUUUAGCUGUCCCCUGAUUUCCAACCCAAUGGGACCAGAGUCUGACUUCCCUUUAACCCUUUCACAGUGUCUCAGCCUCCAUCUGCCUUGGGCUCCGCCUGGCCUCCCCAUCUAACUCUUCCCAGUUUUUGUGUAAAUGGAGCAUAUUUUAUGUGCGAAUAUUUUAGUAAUCGUAUGUUCUGCAAGUAAACUUGUGUUAAUACUUGUCGAAAACUGCAGAGUUUAUGAUACGAAUAAUUCUUCCUACAAUGAAGAAAAAAACACAUUUGUUUGUUUUCUAAGAAUGUUUAUUUGUAAACAUAUGUAUUCACUAUAUUAAUAUAAAUUUCUUACCUGGCAAUAAAACUGAUUAUAUGUGA